Tachysurus fulvidraco (yellow catfish) is the source of this 3227-nucleotide messenger RNA. It is a transcript of the gene gba3, whose product is annotated as glucosidase, beta, acid 3. The transcript is spliced from 5 exons. The record is from RefSeq and is a predicted model, not a curated record. Gene Ontology annotation, biological process: carbohydrate metabolic process. Gene Ontology annotation, molecular function: hydrolase activity, hydrolyzing O-glycosyl compounds. Bases 109 to 1554 code for a protein of 481 amino acids. NCBI's taxonomy places the organism in Eukaryota, Metazoa, Chordata, Actinopteri, Siluriformes, Bagridae.
ACGCUGGAUUUCCUGGUGGCGCUGUACACGCUUUAAGUUGAACGCUCAGUGACAGGUGAAAGGAAGGCAGGGAAGUCUGCAGGUCACUCACUGAUUAACGCAAUCUAAAUGGCUCUUUCUAUAAAUACGCCCGUCGAAGGUUUUCCCAGUGAUUUUGCAUGGGGAGCUGCAACAGCUGCUUAUCAAAUCGAAGGGGGCUGGGACAUGGACGGUAGAGGCCCCAGUAUAUGGGACACUUUUUGCCAUAGUAAAGGCAGAGUGUUUGAGGAUCACACUGGAGAUGUGGCCUGUAACAGCUACCAGCUGUGGGAUGAAGACCUGAAGUGUAUCCAGCUGUUAGGUCUCACACACUACAGACUGUCCUUCUCCUGGUCACGGCUGCUUCCUGAUGGAACCACAAGUGUUGUCAACCCUAAAGGUGUAGCCUACUAUGACAAAGUGAUUGAUGACCUAAUUGCAAGCGCUGUUGUGCCCAUGGUCACCCUAAACCACUUUGACUUACCUCAGGCUCUGCAGGACCGUGGUGGAUGGGAGUCUCCAGAGAUUGCAGAUGUUUUUGACUCAUAUGCUCAGUUUUGCUUUAAGACAUUUGGGGACAGAGUGAAGCUUUGGAUUACACUGAACGAGCCUUAUAUCUGCGCUAAACUUGGGUAUGAGAAUGGGCUUUUUGCCCCAGGUCUUAAAAAACCAGGGACCUCAGUCUACAUUGUAGGUCACAAUUUGCUGCGUGCCCAUGCUAAAGCCUGGCAUAGCUAUAAUGCCCACUUUAGAUGUCUGCAGGAAGGAAGGGUGUCCAUAGCUCUUAACAGUGACUGGGCAGAACCUUUAGACCCAUGCUGUCCUGAAGACGUGGCUGCUGCUCAACGAUACAUGGACUUUAACCUGGGCUGGUUUGCUUGCCCAGUGUUUGGCACAGGGGACUAUCCAGAGUCCAUGAGGUCCAGGAUUGAGGCUCAGAACAUUAAACUAGGUUUUACUGUGGUACAGCGUUUGCCCAAGUUUUCAGAGGACGAGCCUAGUCCUUUAGGCACAGCAGAUUUCUUUGCAUUGAACUACUAUACAUCACGCAAAGUGAAGGACACAAGCUCUUGUCCCAGUGAGCUCAGUUUCAUCGGGGACCAGGGAGUGGAGGCUAUAAUAGAUCCAUCAUGGCCAGUGUGUGGUGUGUCCUGGCUUGCGGUUAUGCCUGAAGGACUGCGCAAGUUACUGAAAUACAUAAAGGAGACUUGCAACAACCCGGCCAUUUAUAUCACUGAAAACGGCUUCUCACAGAUUGGGCCUGUGGAAUUUGAAGACAUUGAACGCUCCCAGUUUUAUCAGGAUACCCUUCAACAUGUAUCAAAAGCUAUCACAGAAGAUGGUGUAAAUGUGAGAGGAUAUUUUUCCUGGUCACUUCUGGAUAACUUUGAGUGGUCCGAUGGCUUCAGUGUGAGAUUCGGCCUCUUCCAUGUGGACUUCUCUAGCCCUGAGCUAAAGCGUACAAUGUACCGCUCUGGUAAAGAGUAUGCAGCUGUAAUAAAAAGAUAUCGCACCUAUACCAAGCCGGAUAACUGAAAUCAACACUCUGAUAUCUAUACUGUGCAUUAAUUUGAUUGUCUGGACACCAAGAACAAACAAAAUUGCUGAAAACAAUAUUGAUGACUGAUUUUGUAGUUUUUAAAACCUAAAAAUAUACAAAUCUAUAGAAUAAAGCACAGUUUAAUGCACAGAGUAGUGUGUUUUUAGCAAAUCCAAGGAUUUUUAUAUGAUGUGUGAUCAUUUUGAUAUAGAGGAGAUUUUUACAAAACAAUAGUGGAACCUAAAAACUUCAAAUUACUUUAUCCAACUGUGUGUAUGCGUGUGUAAAACCUUAGGAAAAUCAUUUGACGAGGUUAAGAGCAGAAAAGGGUAGUUGAAGGAGGUGGAGCUGUAGAAUGAGCUUAAGGGCCACAGGUGAUGAUUAAAUACAUGAUCGAUCAGUUACACAUUGACAUCUACAUGCUGUACAAAUUAGGGAAUAAACUUGAAAAGCUAAAUAAAUUUCAGCUGUGACACUGGAUUGAUUUGACCGAGUAUAUGAAUGACAGGGAGAGGUUGUGGUAUGUUUACAUUUUGUUGAUGAGCACUGCCACACGGUGGUGUAAAAUGGUAUUACAUGCACAGAAGAUUUCAGUCACAGCAGAGUGCAUUAGGAACUAGCACCUCAUUGCAUGCUGCUGAAAAGGAGACUUUUACCACAAGUGUUAAUGUAAUGUUUUGUUGUUAAUGUUUUAUUCUGAUAAUAUGUUGCAUCUUUAUAGUUUUUUUUCAGCAUAGAAGAUGAUUUACUUCUAGACAUCAGGCCUCUUCAGGAGUAAUCGCAAACUAUUAAACACAGAUAACUAAAUCGUUUCAAAUUAUAACUAAAACAUGAAUGAUAAUCUCUAUCACAUAGAAAUAAAUACCAUUUUGUGCCUCAUAUAAUUAUAUUCAGCCAACUUUCAAGCAACUCUAUUUUUCCUUUGUUUCUAUAUGUUGAAAUCACCAAAUGGGAUUUAAAAUAAUAUAUAAUAUAUACUUUACAAUAUAUAUCUAAUGAGAGCCCUGUAAGGUAAUAUACAUGUAUUGCCAUAUAUAGAUAGUCCCAUGGCAUUAAAACCUAAUAAGUGAAUGACUCUAAGGAAUACCACGUGAUGGCUCAGACAAGCCAUAACACCAGUCAGUUAUGGAAAGUAUGAUUGAUGGUCUUCCACUGCUCUCGUUCACUAAUGCUGUUUGCCAUUCAAAUCAUUCAUUGUCACACUGUACUUGAACCUUGCCUCAUAAAAAAUAUAUCCAGCAGUGUCAUAAAAAUGACAUGGCAGAUUGCAUGGCAGUUUUUAACAUUACUUAAUUAAUUGUCAUGAUAGCUGUCAUAAUGUUUGUUGUCAUGUCGAUUUAUAUAGCACGCUUUUUUUUUUGCUGUGUUCCUGUUAAGCAUAAGAUUUUAUUACAUCUUUUAUGUUAUUACACACAAAGUGUCAAAAUGCUUGAUGAAAUAUGUUACCAUCACUGUGACCUCAUAAGAAAUAUCACUUUUCAAACUACAUUUGGCAUCGCUAUGCCUAUGGCAGGGCCAUAAUGUCAUUGUCGGUUUAUUUAGCUAACGUUUAAUCCUCGCCCUAUGUAUCAAAAGAUUACCAUUUGAUGCUUGUCCUCAUGAAAACAUCUUGGAAGAUAUUGUCCUUCUCUCUUUGUUGCAAUUAAAUAAAACAUCUCCAUACAUGUUA